AUAUCCGUGGGAUUGUAUGCCCCCAAUUAAAACACCGAGCAGCCUUACAGCAGCCUCUGCAACGCACCUGCCUAUGGAAGUGGGCAAACCAUUGUUGUGGCCACCAAUUUUCGGCAAAAGUGACAGUAAAGCAGCAGAGAAGUACGACAAGGAAAUCGAGCGGCGUUCACACUGGACAACGACUGAUUGGCUGGAGAAGCACAAGUACGCCGUGGAAGUGCACAAUGUCACCACAACCGACGGUUAUCAGCUGCUUUUGCAUCGCAUACCCAAAUUAGGCAAACAGCCCGUCUUGCUGGUACACGGGCUGCUAACUUCAUCACUCGCCUGGGUGCUGCUCGGACCGGGCAAGAGCUUAGCUUUUCUGCUCGCCGACCGCAACUACGAUGUUUGGCUGGCGAAUUUACGCGGCUCAGCAUAUGCGCGCAGUCACACGCAAUUCAGCGCCGACAGCUCGGACUAUUGGAGCUUCAGCUUCCAUGAAAUGGGCGCCUACGAUCUGCCGGCCAUUAUGGACCACAUUGGAAAUGAGAGUUCGUUCCAGCAGUUGCUGCUAAUUGGACACUCCCAGGCGGUAAACGCAUUCCUAGUUUUGUGUUCUAUUCACCCCGAUUACAAUGAACGCAUUCUGUUAAUGCAAGCGUUGGCUCCAAUUGUGCAAUUGCACGAUUUUGUGCGUUUCAAAGCGGAUGAUGUGCGGCGGAUAAUGCGCUUUGUGAAG
Molecule: messenger RNA, 721 nt
Organism: Rhagoletis zephyria (snowberry fruit fly)
Lineage: Eukaryota; Metazoa; Arthropoda; Insecta; Diptera; Tephritidae
Product: lipase 1-like
Biological process (GO): lipid metabolic process
Source: RefSeq, a predicted model, not a curated record